UCCAGACAAUAUGAUGGAAUUAUGUAACGUAUAGUGCGUCAAUGCGAUUGUUGAAUGGUUAUCGAUGGAUGGCAGGGGAUAGGUGAAUUUAUAAAGUACGAUAAGAGUGGUGUAAUAUCGUUGUAUGUUAUUGAUUUUAGAAUUCCCGGAGAUACCGGAGCCAGAGCUCGUUACUUGUUUGAUGAAAGCGGCAAGAAGGUUGAACGAUUUUGCAAUGACCGUCAGAAUUCUCGAGAUGGUGAAAUUUAAAUGCAUCGUCAAUCCAAUUGCCUUUUGUUACAUAAUGCAAGAGAUCGAACCUGUAUUAACGGAGCUUGGUAUUAAUAGUUUAGAAGAGCUUGGCUACGAUAAGCCUGAAUUAUAUCUGGAGGAUACGCAUUUCCAUUAAGAGAACGAAGGACGGUAAUUUUCAGAGACUAGUUGGGAGUAAGAAGAGCGAAGAGAUGUAAGUUAGAAUUUAAUGUUAAAGUAAAAAAGUUAAAGCUUUGUCACCUUAUGUACUGAAUAAAUCGAUACAAAAAUCUA
Molecule: messenger RNA, 525 nt
Organism: Ceratosolen solmsi marchali
Lineage: Eukaryota; Metazoa; Arthropoda; Insecta; Hymenoptera; Agaonidae
Gene: COX5A
Product: Cytochrome c oxidase subunit 5A
Exons: 1
Coding region: 125-388 (87 amino acids)
Biological process (GO): mitochondrial electron transport, cytochrome c to oxygen
Cellular component (GO): respiratory chain complex IV; mitochondrial inner membrane
Source: RefSeq, a predicted model, not a curated record